Messenger RNA from Knipowitschia caucasica, 5682 nucleotides. Lineage: Eukaryota; Metazoa; Chordata; Actinopteri; Gobiiformes; Gobiidae. The record is from the annotation of a GenBank genome assembly.
AUGCCAGUCUGGCGCUGCACGGCACAUGCUGAUGCUGGCAACAGUUUCCUCCGAGCGGCGCGAUCGGGAAACCUCGAUAAGGCUCUCGACCACAUCAAGAACGGCAUCGACAUAAACACAGCCAAUCAGAAUGGGCUCAAUGGGCUGCACCUGGCCUCCAAAGAAGGUCACGUCAAAAUGGUGCUGGAGCUGCUGCACAACGGGAUCACCGUGGAGACCACCACCAAGAAGGGAAACACAGCCCUGCACAUAGCAGCUCUGGCGGGACAGGAGCAGGUGGUCACCGAGCUGGUCAACUAUGGCGCCAACGUCAACGCCCAGUCCCAGAAGGGCUUCACGCCUCUCUACAUGGCAGCGCAGGAGAACCAUCUAGAGGUGGUCAAGUUUCUGCUGGAGAACGGGGCCAACCAGAGCAUUCCCACCGAGGACGGUUUCACACCUCUGGCCGUGGCCUUGCAGCAGGGCCAUGAGAACGUGGUGGCCCUUCUCAUAAACUACGGCACCAAAGGCAAAGUGCGACUGCCCGCCCUGCACAUCGCUGCCCGCAACGACGACACGCGCACCGCUGCUGUCCUGCUGCAGAACGACCCCAACCCUGACGUCCUCAGCAAGACUGGCUUCACUCCUCUGCACAUCGCUGCUCACUACGAGAACCUGAACGUGGCUCAGCUGCUGCUCAACAGAGGCGCCAACGUCAACUUCACCCCAAAGAACGGCAUCACGCCUUUGCACAUCGCGUCCAGACGAGGGAACGUCAUCAUGGUGCGCCUGCUGCUGGACCGAGGAGCGCAGAUCGAUGCCAAGACCAAGGAUGAGCUGACCCCUCUUCACUGCGCCGCCAGAAACGGUCACGUCCGCAUCAUCGAGAUCCUGCUGGACCACGGAGCUCCCAUCCAGGCCAAGACCAAGAACGGUCUGUCUCCCAUCCACAUGUCGGCUCAGGGGGACCAUGUGGACUGUGUGAAGCAGCUGCUGCAGUAUAACGCAGAGAUCGACGACAUCACGCUGGACCACCUGACGCCUCUGCAUGUGGCUGCGCACUGUGGACACAACCGCAUGGCCAAGGCGCUGCUGGACAAAGGCGCCAAGCCCAACUCCCGCGCACUGAACGGCUUCACUCCUCUGCACAUCGCCUGUAAGAAGAACCACGGGAGAGUGAUGGACCUGCUGCUCAAACACUCUGCUUCACUGGAGGCCGUCACAGAGUCGGGCCUGACGCCGCUCCAUGUGGCCUCCUUCAUGGGUCAUCUGAACAUCGUCAAGAACCUGCUGCAGAAAGGAGCCUCGCCCAGUGCCUCUAACGUGAAAGUAGAGACCCCACUUCACAUGGCGUGCCGGGCGGGCCACAUCGAGGUGGCUGACUUUCUGCUCCAAAAUGGUGCACCGGUGGAUGCUAAAGCUAAGGACGACCAGACGCCCUUGCACUGUGCUGCUCGCAUGGGCCACAAAGAGCUGGUCAAGCUGCUCCUGGACCAAAAGGCCAACGCCAACUCCAGCACCACGGCCGGACACACGCCGCUGCACAUCGCUGCCAGAGAGGGCCACGUGCACACUGUACGAGUCCUGCUGGACACCGAGGCCCAGCAGACCAAGAUGACCAAGAAAGGCUUCACUCCUCUUCACGUGGCGUCCAAAUACGGCAAAGUGGACGUGGCCGAGCUUCUGCUGGAGAGAGGCGCCAACCCCAAUGCGGCAGGGAAGAACGGCCUGACUCCUCUGCAUGUGGCCGUCCAUCACAACAACCUGGAUGUAGUGAACCUGCUGCUCAGUAAAGGAGGCACCCCACACAGCGCCGCCAGGAACGGCUACACGGCGCUGCAUAUAGCCUCUAAGCAGAACCAGCUGGAGGUGUCGAGCAGCCUGCUGCAGCACGGGGCUUCUGCCAACGCCGAGUCUGUGCAGGGAGUGACCCCUCUGCACCUGGCCGCGCAGGAAGGACGCCCCGACAUGGUGACGCUGCUCCUGUCCAAACAGGCCAACGUGAACCUGGGCAACAAGAGUGGUUUGACGCCGCUGCACCUGGUCGCUCAGGAGGGACAUGUGGCCAUUGCAGACAUCUUGGUCAAACAAGGAGCCUCCGUCUACGCUGCGACCAGAAUGGGAUACACCCCCCUCCACGUGGCCUGUCACUAUGGAAACAUCAAAAUGGUCAAGUUCCUACAGCAGCAACAGGCCAACGUCAACAGCAAAACCAGGUUGGGCUACACGCCGCUGCACCAGGCGGCUCAGCAGGGACACACCGACAUCGUCACACUGCUGCUGAAGCACGGAGCUCAGCCCAACGACACAACCGCGAAUGGGACCUCAGCUCUGGCCAUUGCCAAGCGCCUGGGCUACAUCUCUGUGAUCGAUGUGCUGAAGCUGGUCACUGAGGAGAACGUGUCUAUGUCCUCCACGGAGAAGCACCGCAUGAGCUUCCCCGAGACAGUGGACGAGAUCCUGGAUGUGUCUGAGGACGAAGGCGAGGAGCUGCUGGGGACCGACGGGGCCAGGUACAUGAAGGCGGACGACUCCAAAGACCAUGACGACGAUUUCCUCUCCCCCAAGAAAUCACUGGAAAACUUCUCCCCAGCACUGCCCCGGAUCCCCCGCGUGUCCCCAGAGACCGUCAUCCUCAAAGAGCACGAGAUGGAGCAGCAGCACACUCCUCUUCCACUGCCAAAAGAGUACGACGAUGACUCUCUGAUCCCCAGCAGUCCGGCCACAGAGACGUCCGACAAUGUCAGCCCCGUGGCCAGUCCCAUCCACACAGGGUUCCUGGUCAGCUUCAUGGUGGACGCUCGUGGCGGCUCCAUGCGCGGCAGCAGACACCACGGCCUGCGCGUCAUCAUCCCGCCUCGCACCUGCGCCGCCCCCACGCGCAUCACCUGUCGUCUGGUCAAACCACAGAAGCUCAGCAGCCCGCCGCCGCUGGUGGAGGGGGAGGGCCUGGCCAGCAGGAUCAUCUCUCUGGGGCCCGCGGGGAUGCAGUUCUUAGGGCCGGUGAUCGUGGAGAUCCCUCACUUUGCCGCUCUGGGCCGAGGCGACCGAGAGCUGGUCGUGCUGCGCAGUGAGAACGGCAACGUGUGGAAGGAGCAUCGGAAUCGCUAUGGAGACGAGGUCCUGGAGACUAUCCUCAACGGCAUGGACGAGGAGCUGGAGAGCCAAGAGGAACUGGGUAAAAAGCGUAUUCGCCGCAUCAUCUCCACAGACUUCCCGCUGUACUUCGCAGUGGUGUCGCGCGUGCAGCAGGAGAGCGACCUGAUUGGUCCAGAGGGCGGCUCUCUGACCAGUAAGCUCGUUCCGCAGGUCCAGGCCACGUUCCCAGAGACGGCGGUGACCAAGCGCGUGCGGCUGGGGCUGCAGGCCCAGCCGGUGCCUGAUGAGCUGGUGGCAAAGCUCCUGGGGAACCAGGCCAACUUCAGCCCCGUGGUGACGGUGGAGCCGCGCAGGAGGAAGUUCCACCGACCCAUAGGUCUGCGCAUCCCACUGCCCCCCUCCUGGAGAGACAGCCCCCGGGACGCAGGGGAGGGGGACACCACCAGCCUGAGGCUGCUCUGCUCCGUCAUAGGCGGCACGGCUCCUGCGCAGUGGGAGGACAUCACUGGGACCACGCGCCUCGUUUACUCCACCGACUGCGCCAACUUCACCACCAACGUGUCCGCACGCUUCUGGUUGGCCGACUGCCCCCGCACCGCUGAAGCCGUGUCCUUCGCCAGCCUCAUGUACAAGGAGCUGUCCGCGGUACCGUACAUGGCCAAGUUUGUGGUGUUCGCCAAGAUGAACGAGGUGCGCGAAGGCCGCCUGCGCUGCUACUGCAUGACGGACGACAAGAUGGACAAGACCCUGGAGCAGCACGAGAACUUCACAGAGGUGGCCCGCAGCAGAGACAUCGAGGUGAUGGAGGGGAUGCCUCUUCAUCUGGAAUGUUCUGGAAACCUGAUCCCAGUGAGGAAGGCCACAGCCCUGCCUCGCAGCUUCAGCUUCCAGGCCUUCAGGGACAACCGGCUUCCCGUCUCUGUCAAGGUUCGAGACAGCAGCAAAGAGCCGGCGGGUCUGCUGUCGUUUCUGAGGAAGACCACCAAGUACGAGGACAGUCAGCACGUCCUGUGUAACCUGAACAUCACCAUGCCCCCCUGCAUCAAGAUGAUCGGGAGUGAAGACCGGCGGAGAACCCUGACCCCGUUGGCUUUGAGGGAGCGAUACAGCGCCCUGAACGAGCCGGCCAUGGCCUCGAUGAGUGCCAUGGAGCGCACGGAACUCAAGAUGGCGGUGAUCGCUGAGCAGCUGGGGCUGAGCUGGGCCGAGUUAGCCCGCGAGCUCCAGCUCAGUGUAGACGACAUCAACAAGAUCCGUGUGGAGAACCCCAACUCUCUGCUGGAACAGAGCUCUGCCCUGCUGAACCUGUGGGCCACGAGGGAGGGCAAGAGAGCCAAGAUGGAGAGUCUGUACGCAGCGCUCAAAAGCAUCGACCGCAUGGACAUCGUGACUCUCCUGGAGGGUCAGCCAGCGGCCCAGCCCGGCAGGCCGUCCCGGGACAUGAGCCGGCGCAGGCACCCAGACCGAGAGCACCUUUCCCCGGGUAUGACCAACGGUUACGGGCUGGCCCAGGACGAGCUCCUGUCCCCCGCGUCCAUGCAGUACAGUCUGCCCUCACCGCUGGGGGCCGAGCCUUACUGGCAGGAGGUGUCUAGCUUGGACUGCGCGCCCAUCGCCACCACAGAGGAGGACACGCUCAUGGAGAUGUCUGACGUGCAGGUGUGGCCCUCUGGAAACAGCCCCUCGCUGGUGCAGGUAGAGGACUCCUCUCUGGAAUGCAGUAAUGCGGAGGACUCGGAGGGUCUGCUGGGACUGCCUUAUGGCAGUCUGGGGCGCCCUGCCAGCCAGGCCAGCGCGGCCAGCGGUGGGGGCGGGGGGCUGAGCUCCAUAGAGCUCCCGGAGGAUGACUCUGAGAUGGGCGCAGACUCGCUGAGCACUACCACUCCGGCCUCACUGGGGGGCACCAUCGCCGGCAUGAGCUUAAACUCCACGGGUCAGGGGUCAGAGCACAACACGGAGCUGUCGGCUCUCACCAGUCAGACAGGAGACGGAGCAGGAGGAGGGACCCCAAUGACCCCCGGGACCCCCGGCUCAGAACAAGCCUCUAUCAUUACAGGACAACAGCGAGUGUACGCACGCCUCAGCCAAUCAGCAGCGCUCAGCUGUGUCAAUGAGCGCAACGGAGACAGGUGUAGUAACAGUGGCAGUGGGGGUAGCGCAGGCAGCGGGGGCAGUGGCGGGUCCUUCCUGUCGUACCUCCAGGAGCAGGCUGGUCAGCCCUGGACCCCUGUGACUGACCCGCAGGCCUGGGUAGGGUCUCAGCCCAAAGUCCAGCAGGCCAUGGACGCUGUAAUGUCGUCGGUCCGAAAUGCCAUGGAGGUGGAGCACAUGGCCCAGGAAGCACUUCUGCAGCCGGUGCGGGACAUGGGCCACUCGGAGAUCCUGCAGGGAGACUUUCGAGGGACGCAGCCAUUUGAGAAGGGCCUGGGCUUUCCACACAGGGUCCCGGAGCUGAGGGCCUGGGAACACAUGCGUCUCAAGGGACAGUCCUCCAGAGUGAAGCCUGUGGUAUUUAAAGCACAGGGCAGGGAUCUCCAUGAGCGUGGGUCACAUGGCACCAGUGAGGGCGCAGCUGUGGGGGGCGUGGACAGAAGUGCAGACUGA